CGCUUCCUCGGGCAGAGCUGCCGCCGGCCAGCGGAGCCACGGGCGGGCCCGGAGCCCGACAGCGGGGGGCUCCCCGAGGGGGUGGAAUACAUCCCCACGCGAAAGAAGGGCAAGAACCCGAUGAAGCCGGUGGGGGUGGCCUGGGCCAUCGGAUUGCCCUCUGGCAUCAUCCUCUUCCUUCUGGCCAAGCGGCAAGUGGACAAAAACCGUCUGGAGCAGCUCAAAAUCCGCCGAAAGAUGAUGGAAGCCAACCAGGGCGAGUAUGAGACGGAGCGAUAUGAGAGGGUGUUCAAGCGGUCAUACCUCAGCCCACUCACGAAGAUGCUCAGCAGGAUGAUGUUCCAGGGAAAGCGUCUCCUGGGGAUGAAAUGGGAAGAGAGGACUUGCCUUGCGGAUGAAGGUGUGCCGGACUUUCCUGUCAUCCCAGUCAACCGAUUGGAAGGGGGAGCCGUCCCCAAUGCCAUCAUCACCUGCAGCAGGGGACACCCCUCAUCACCAGUCCACCUGGAGGGGACAGAAGAUGGGGGAGUGUUAGCGCAGGUCCCCCCCUCCCCACGAAGGACGUGUCCCCAGCGAGCAGAGCCGCAGGGGGAAACUGGUACUUGGUGUCUGUGUCUCCCCACAUCUCUCUGUCUUCAUCCCCCUCAUUCCCAGGCUGCCAUUGAAGAAGAGGGGGUGAUGCUGGAGGCCAUAUUCUGCACCCACAAACACUGGGACCACAGCGGGGGGAACGCGGCACUUCACCAGCGGCACAGCUCCUGCAAGGUGUAUGGCAGCGCCCUCGAUGCCAUCCCAGAGCUCACCAACUCGCUUGAGGACAGGGAGAAGGUGAGCGUGGGCUGCCUGACCUUUGAGGCGCUCGCCACGCCUGGCCACACUGUGGGCCAUAUGGUGUACGUGCUGGAUGGGGGGCCCUUCGGUGGCCCCCCCUGCCUCUUCUCCGGGGACCUCCUCUUCCUUGCUGGCUGCGGCAGGCUGUUUGAGGGCUCCCCCGAGACCAUGCUCGCCUCCCUCGACAUGGCUGUGGGCUUGGGCGAGGACACGCUGCUGUGGCCAGGCCACGAGUACGCACUGGAGUGCCUGACCUUCGCCAGCCUCCUGGAGCUGGACAACCCCGCGCUGGAGCAGAAGCUGCAGUGGGUGAUGCAGCAGCGCCAGGAGAAGAGGAGCACGUGCCCCUCCACGCUGGGGGAGGAGCAGAGCUACAACCCCUUCCUGCGGACCCACCGGCCAGAGCUGCAGGCAGCGCUGGGGCUGCGGCGGAACGGGGGGGAGCACUCUGACGCCUUCCGUGCCCGUGUCCUGAAGGAGGUGCGGAGGCGCAAGGACCUCUACAAAGCCACCUAGACCCUCACCCCUUCCCAGACACACACACCCCUUUCCAUGGGGCUGGGUGCUGCUCGGGCACUGGGGGUGUUUGUUUUGCUGUGAAUCUCCCUCCUGGGGUGUAGGUUGGGGGGGGUGUAAGAGGGGGACACCCCCCUACCCCCAUGUAGGCACCCCAUAAGUGAUCCCUGCCUUUGCUCCCCUAGACAUGGGGGUCACCAGCUGUCAUGUAGAAACACCUCAAUCCCCUUUCUGGGGGUCUCUAGCCCCCCCCCCCACUUCUGGGGCUGUAGGGACAGCACCAAGGGCUUUUCCUACCCCUUCCUCCCCCAUUUUUCUGGGACACCCCAAUUCCCCCCUCCAGCACUCAGGGAGGCCCCCCUUCCCCUGGCAGCCCCCAGUGCUGUGCAUAUCCUUGUGUGGGGAGGGCUGGGAUGGAGCCAGCAAG
Athene cunicularia (burrowing owl) is the source of this 1774-nucleotide messenger RNA. RefSeq names its product PNKD, MBL domain containing (gene PNKD). The transcript is spliced from 11 exons. The record is from RefSeq and is a predicted model, not a curated record. Lineage: Eukaryota; Metazoa; Chordata; Aves; Strigiformes; Strigidae. Gene Ontology annotation, cellular component: mitochondrion. The annotation marks the transcript as partial. Gene Ontology annotation, molecular function: hydroxyacylglutathione hydrolase activity.